CCUCUGACAUUACUUUUGCUAGAAAGAACGCACCAGUGUACACUUCUUGAACUAGUGCAAGAAGUUCAGCUGGAAAGAACAAACCUCUAAUUUCAGUGAGCGGGCUUGACUGUUUCUAGACUUCUCUUUGAUACUAAUUUUCCCAACAAUGUUCUAACAACAAAAUCAUUUUAUUGAAAGAUGAUAUCACUAAGGUGUUUUAUAUUAGCUCAGUUACAAAGAAGCAGCUUACUGACUACAACGUUUGUGCACAGGUCUAUAGCUUACGAAGCUAUAGAUAGCUUACGAAGAAGCGGCUUACUGACUGCAACAUUUGUACACAGAUCUAUAGCUCCUGGUAACACAAAUUGUAUUCAGUCAUUUAGGGGUAAGAAAGAUAGUAAUUCAAAUUCACCAGCUUCCUUAUUCCAACCUGUGCCUAUCAAGCCAAACCCAGAUGAUAUAAAUAUAGGUGUUGAAUUGACUGGAGUUCUGAAGAAAACAGAUCUUCUGAAAAUAUUAAAUUCAUUUGUACAGAAGACAGAAAUCAAGGAACUAGCUCAACAAUAUGGAUUGGAUAAUUUCCUUCAGGGACAGGCUUUUGCAAAUUUUAGGCAGUAUUGUUUAAAAACAGAAACAUUACCUGUGGAUCUCCAUAUAGUAUUAAGUGAUAUCCUUCAAGAUGCUGGAAAUGUUACAGAUAUUUUUCCAUAUUUCUUACGCCAUGCUAAACAGAUGUUUCCGCAUAUCGAUUGUUUAGAUGAUCUUAAAAAGAUUAGUGAUCUACGAUGUCCUGCUAACUGGUAUUCUUUAGCAAGAGCAAAAAAUAGGAAAAUAAUCUUUCAUGCUGGACCAACAAACAGUGGAAAGACUUAUCAUGCUCUAGAAAGAUUUAUCAAUUCAAGAAGUGGAGUAUAUUGUGGACCGUUAAGGUUAUUGGUUACGGAAGUGUUUCACAAAUGUAAUCAGAGUGGGACACCAUGUGAUUUAUUAACUGGGGAAGAACGGACAUAUGCUAAAGGAUUCGAUAGUCCGUCAAACCAUUUAUCUUGCUCUGUAGAAAUGGCGAAUUUACAAAAUAAUUAUGAAGUAGCUGUAAUUGAUGAAAUUCAAUUAAUUCGUGAUCUUAACAGAGGCUGGGCAUGGACGAGAGCCCUUUUAGGAAUACCUGCGAAUGAAAUACAUUUAUGUGGUGAAGCUGCUGCUAUAGAUUUGGUAAAAGCUAUAUGCUUCUCAGCGGGCGAAAAUGUGGAAGUUCGCAGGUAUAAACGAUUAACACAGCUGGAACUAGAGAAUCAGGCACUUGUUUCUCUAAAUAACGUUCAACCAGGAGAUUGUAUAGUCUGCUUUAACAAGAAUGAUAUAUUUACCGUUUCACGUUCUCUCGAGAGCAGAGGAAUAGAAGUGGCGGUAAUAUAUGGCAGUCUACCACCUGGUACAAAACUGGCACAAGCUGCAAAAUUUAAUGAUCCUAAGAAUUCUUGCAAGGUUUUAGUAGCAACCAAUGCGAUCGGAAUGGGUUUGAACUUACAUAUUCGGAGGAUUAUAUUUUACUCAUUGAUUCAACCAACAAUAAACGAAAAAGGUGAAAAAGAAAUGGAUGUUAUAUCUGUGUCAGCAGCUCUACAAAUAGCAGGUCGCGCUGGACGUUACGGCACAAUGUGGACUACGGGUUACGUAACGACGUUUAAACGAGAGGAUUUACCUACUUUAAAACAUCUACUAGGUCAAACACCGGAAAUAAUAACCCAAGCAGGUCUUCACCCAACGGCAGAUCAAAUCGAGUUAUACGCUUAUCAUUUACCAAACUCACCAUUGUCUAAUCUCAUGGAUAUCUUCGUGUCAUUGUGCACAGUUGAUAAUUCUCUUUAUUUUAUGUGCAAUUUGGACGAUUUUAAGUUCCUAGCUGAUAUGAUACAGCACGUUCCUUUGCCUCUCCGAGCGAGAUAUGUGUUUUGUUGCGCACCGAUUAACAGAAAAUUAGCGUACGUGUGCACUAUGUUCCUCAAGUUUGCACGGCAAUAUAGCAAAAAUGAUGCAAUAACAUUCAAUUGGUUAUGUCAACAUAUUGGAUGGCCAUUUGCAACACCAAAAACUAUUCUCGAUCUCGUUCAUCUGGAAGGCGUAUUUGACGUCCUGGAUCUUUACCUAUGGUUAAGCUAUCGUUUCAUGGAUUUAUUUCCGGAUGCUAAAGUAGUUCGUGAUAUGCAGAAAGAACUCGAUGCGUUAAUUGAAACAGGCAUCAUUAAAUUAACAAUAUUGUUAUCAAACUCCGAUGCAAGUGACAACACAGAAAAUGAUAGCUUCGAGUUGCAGACGCAAAAACAAAAUUUUUAUAAAGGUCAUCAAGCAAUCGCUAAACGUGGCAUAGGUAAAGGUAAAUUAACUGAGAGGUUAGUAGCAGAAGGACUCUUAACACCUCAAAUGUUACGCGAAUUGCAAUCUGAAUGGAUGAAGUCAAUUAAAAAAAAAGAAUAAUGUAACUAUGGUGUAUAAAAAAAAUAUAAUAAAAAUCAUAAACAAUUCUGA
This is a messenger RNA of Odontomachus brunneus, 2508 nucleotides long. It is a transcript of the gene Suv3, whose product is annotated as ATP-dependent RNA helicase SUV3 homolog, mitochondrial. Gene Ontology annotation, cellular component: mitochondrial degradosome. NCBI's taxonomy places the organism in Eukaryota, Metazoa, Arthropoda, Insecta, Hymenoptera, Formicidae. Gene Ontology annotation, biological process: RNA catabolic process; mitochondrial RNA 3'-end processing. The transcript has 15 exons. The record is from RefSeq and is a predicted model, not a curated record. Bases 181 to 2457 code for a protein of 758 amino acids. Gene Ontology annotation, molecular function: hydrolase activity, acting on acid anhydrides; ATP binding; RNA helicase activity.